AUGAGGGACUCCCCCGCAGGAUAUUCCGCCUAUUCCAGGCUCACGAGGGACGACGAAUCUGAGCCCAAGAGUGUAGAUGGAACUGAACCGGUAUCCAACGGCCGGUUCUUCGACGUGACAGAGCAGUGGCUGUCGGACUUCGAGCCUGGCGAGUGCGUCCCGACCGGCCAAGACCCCGGCGCCAAAGUGUCUAGGGGCCAGUUCUCUGAGAAUUCGCUUCUCCUCCGUCGGAUAAUCAAAGGCCAGCGGGCGCCGCAGCUCCAACUCGAGAUCCAGUCUCGCUCUCUCCAGCGGGCCUUCUACGAAGCCACGCAAGGAAAAGCUACCAACCUCUCGUACGGAGACCCUACCAUUAUCCAUGCUCCGUAUUAUGAACUAUACCACUUCCGACCCGAGCUGAAGGCGGCGCUCGCGGCGGCUGAGACGGAACACCUGAAGCGAGAGCUUCAUCUCUUCCGGGAAUUCGAGGAGGCUCAUCUGUUGCGAACGCUAAAGCUCACCCAGGUGGAAGAGCACAAACGGCAAGGUACCAUACAGAUCGAACACCUGUGGUCCCUGUUCAAGCCCCACGAGAUUAUUGUGCUACAGACACACGCGAUGCCCCGCGUGACUCGGGCGUGCGCAGUGCUGCAGAAAUACUGGGUCGACCUGGAUCGUGGCAAAUGGUUUAUUGAAGUACAAUGCAUGUCCUUUGACGGACACAGGUUCGGGCCCAUCAGAAAGCGGUUCUCGUUUCCCAUUUUCGCCGGGGUCGUGCCGAUCGACUCCCUCGAAGCGUAUCCCCUCUCAUCCUCCCAGAAUGAGGCGGCGAUCCAGGGCCGCGUACUCGUGGAUCCCAUGGGGUUCGUCGACGAGCACCCAGUUUUCCGCCAGCGCCUACUUUCUGGCCAAACACUCCUCGAUUCCAGGACAUCCGAAGAUGGCAAUGAUGGGGUGACACCUGACUUGACCAAACCGUUCACCCUUGAUCCGGACCAUGUGGCCGAGGACGAUUUGAUUUGCUUCCCGAUGAUGAUUGCCGGAUAUUCCCUGGCCACGAAGCAUGUCGGCUUCUUUGCCGUCGAUGACUUCCGGGACGUAGUGUGGGAGGAAGAAGAAGCAGAAAAGCUGUUUCACAGCUCCCAGAGGAUGAAGGCAGUACACCAGGUGAUUUCCGGUUACACGUCCAAUUCGCGGUCCUUCGGAUACUCCAUCGAUGGAAAGGGGAAGGGUCUGUGCGUGGCGGAAAUUCUUCACCGGCCACUCUAUCGUAUUAGCGGCUCGGACCUGGGCUCGGAUCCUGAUGAUAUCGAAGGCAAGCUUAUCCUAGCUUUUGACAGGAUUCAGCGGUGGAGGGCGAUUCUACUUCUUGACGAGGCGGACGCCUUCAUGGCGAAGCGCGGCGGCGACAGUUUAGAUAGGAACACCUUGGUUGCCAUCCUUCUGCGGCUUCUGGAGUACCAGUCCGGCAUCGUCAUAUUAACAACAAACCGCCAAUCUCACUUCGACCCUGCGUUCAGCUCCCGCAUCCACCUCAGCAUCAACUUCCCGGAUCUUACACGCCAGGAGCGCGAGGUAAUCUGGCGCAACCACGGCAAGAGAGCUGCAUCCACGACCUUAUCGGACGACGACUAUACUUCACUGAGCCAGCUGGAAAUGGAUGGACGACGCAUCAAGAACGUCUUCCACGUGGCUGGGCUCUACGCACGGGCCCGGAGCGACGUGUCUCGUGGCGUCUCUCUGGCGGACUUGAAGGAGGUGAUGCAAAUCUCGCUAGGGGACGUAGACCCGGCGUUAAGAGCGCAGCUGGAGGACUUUUGCGGCGGGAGGCCUUUCUCGGGGUAG
Messenger RNA from Scedosporium apiospermum, 1824 nucleotides. RefSeq lists its product as uncharacterized. The transcript is spliced from 4 exons. The record is from RefSeq and is a predicted model, not a curated record. Lineage: Eukaryota; Fungi; Ascomycota; Sordariomycetes; Microascales; Microascaceae. Gene Ontology annotation, molecular function: ATP binding; ATP hydrolysis activity. The coding region runs from base 1 to 1824 and encodes 607 amino acids.